UGUUUCUUGUUGUCUACACUGCACCAGCUGCCCAUGAGUCCGUCUGGAGAGUUAGUUCUUCAAGCCAAGGUCUACCGGUCAGCCACAUUAGAACGGCAAACAUCUCAAGCAGCAGCAGCAAUAGCAGCAAUGGAGACACAGCCGGGUGAUCUUGAGCUAGCACUGUGUAUGGAGGACAAACCCGAUGAGUUGCACAAGAACAUCACCAUGCUGCGCAAUCGUCGUGGCGCCAUCCGACACGCCAAGCUGCACGAGGUCAACGGGCACCGCUACAAGGCGCGCUUCUUCAGACAGUUCACUUUCUGCGCAUUCUGCAAGGAGUUUCUCUGGGGAUUUGGCAAGCAAGGCUACCAAUGCGAAGACUGUGAGCAGGUGGUACACAAGAAAUGUCAUCUUCUUGUCCUGGGGAAAUGCCCUGGCGCCAAGGACCGGGAAGCCAGAAUAACAUCAGCACAAGAUCUCCAUGCUCGGUUCAACAUCGACAUGCCGCAUCGUUUCAAGGUGCACAACUUCUUUCAUCCAACGUUCUGUGAUCACUGCGGCACAAUGAUCUAUGGACUGUUUCGGCAAGGUCUGCGCUGUCAAACGUGUCAUUCGAAUAUUCACAAGCGAUGUGAGCGACGAGUACCAAACCUGUGUGGUAUCAAUGAGAAAGUAAUGUCCGGUAUGUUGGCUGAUGUCUCCAAGGAGGUGGAGGCCAAGAAAUCUGCCUCCCCUGCAACAAAGAAGAAGGCAAUGUCACCAACAUCUGCAGCCAGCAAACCCUCUCAUCUUGCCGCACAGGGAAAGUCCAGUGAUGCAGGUAGCAUUGAUGAAGGCAUGGGCAAGGUUUCACUCAGCUCCAAACCCAAGUAUCGCCUGGCUGACUUCCACAUGCUGAAGGUCCUGGGAAAGGGCAGUUUUGGAAAGGUUAUGCUCGCUCAGGUCAAGAAAAGCAAGCAAUACCUUGCCAUCAAGGUGCUGAAGAAGGAUGUUGUCUUGGAGGACGAUGAUGUAGAGUGCACUAUGAUUGAGAAGCGAGUGCUGGCAUCGACCGGCGGUAACCCAUUCCUGGUUCAGCUUCACUCCGCAUUUCAAACUGAAGGACACUUGUUCUUUGUCAUGGAGUUUGUGAAUGGUGGAGAUCUGAUGUUCCACAUUCAACAGCAGGGCCGCUUCAACGAAGAUCGAACUCGAUUCUAUGUGGCCGAGAUUGUGUGCGGACUGCAACAUCUUCACGGGAAAGGAGUGAUCUAUCGAGAUUUGAAGCUGGACAAUGUCAUGCUGAGCAGUACAGGUCACAUCAAGAUUGCUGACUUUGGUAUGUGCAAGGAGAACAUAAGCGGUGCGAACACAACCUCCACAUUCUGCGGAACGCCAGACUACAUUGCACCUGAGAUCAUUGAAGGUGCACAAUACAACCACACGGUGGACUGGUGGGCACUUGGCGUACUAACCUAUGAAAUGCUGCUGGGACAGUCUCCAUUCAGCGGUGAUGAUGAAGAAGCACUGUUUGGUUCCAUCAUGAACGAUGAGGUGGUCUACCCUGUCUGGCUCAUGAAAGAGUCAGCUGCCUUUGUCAGCAAGCUGCUUGUCCGGGAUCCAACACGUCGAAUGGGCAGUGACCCGAAAACUGGCAGACAGCAGAUCCGUUCAGAUGCAUUCUUCAAGACCAUCAAAUGGGAUGUAUUGGAGGCAUGUGGCAUUCCUCCUCCGUUUGUGCCGCAAGUGAAAUCCCCGGGUGACGCAGGCAACUUUGAUGUGGAUUUCACCAUGGAGCCGGCAGUCAUCACUCCCACCGAUGAUAAGCUACUCAAGUCCAUGGACCAGGAGGCAUUCACAGGAUUCUCCUACGCCAAUGAAACAUUUUGAACUGUGUGUGGAACCUAUGGUCAGGCACUAACCUGAGUGCAGCCGCCUGCUGUGCCCACAUGCCAAUCCAACGGCUAAUUUCCGGCAGCCUUGUAAAACAGAGAUCAAUGUCACACUUUUCCGUCUUGUCUCUUCUUUGGAGCAAUUACGUAGUCCGUUUCUGAAUUUUUCUAAAUGAUCAGAUUUUUAGCUCAUGCCUAAAUUUCCAAUAUUUUAAUGUACGGCCGAAACAUUGACAAAUCAGAUGAGUAUAGAAAGGAUUCUAGACUGACAUGAAGUAGGUAUUUACCCUCCGGAUAUGAUGUACGCGUAACCUGUAGUGCAGUCUAAACUGCACAGUACAGUUUACUUGUCUGCCAUGCAUUGCUUUUACACUAGGGUGCUGAGUUCUUUUUUUCCUUUUUAGGCUAUGAUUUUCAAGAAUGUUAUACUUUUCUAAUUCGUCCGACCGAUAGCUAGAUAAGUACCUGUUACAUCCAUGAUGUGGCUAUUUUCCUUUUUCUUAUUACAGUACUUUUAUUUUUUUGUGGAACUAGCUUCCAAUCCUGCUGCUCGCAGGUCCCGAAAAAUGAGCGCAUAAUAUAUUAUUUCUUACAUAGAAAUCACCCCCUCCUCA
This is a messenger RNA of Sycon ciliatum, 2467 nucleotides long. Its product is annotated as protein kinase C delta type-like. The record is from RefSeq and is a predicted model, not a curated record. Gene Ontology annotation, molecular function: ATP binding; diacylglycerol-dependent serine/threonine kinase activity. Gene Ontology annotation, biological process: peptidyl-serine phosphorylation; intracellular signal transduction. The transcript has 16 exons. Lineage: Eukaryota; Metazoa; Porifera; Calcarea; Leucosolenida; Sycettidae. Bases 34 to 1851 code for a protein of 605 amino acids.